CCGAGCUUCACCUGCAGCGGCUUGUCGGCGGCGGGAAGAGGAGAGGAGGACGCGGAAAGACAGGAAAAUAACAGCAAAAUAUGGCCAAAGGACACAAAAAGAGGAGGAGAUAAGAAAGACAAGAGGACGAGCUUUGUUUCCGCCCAAGAUGUGUCUUCACUUCAAUGGAGCGCUGGCUGGGAAUUGAAGCGAGCGACAUGGUGCCUUUGAGCAAUGCGUGGAAGACCAAAGGGAUAGAAGACAUGUCAGCGCUGUUAGAAGUUGUCCUGCACUGACUCCGCCUCCUUUCCGCCACCACAACCAACAACAACCCCAUGAAAGAACAGCUGGCCCAGGUGACGCAGGUGAUGUGGAACGAGAAGGUCAGCCCACCUGAUACUGGACAGGAUGAUAUCGGCAAUGCUAUCAGCAGUGUCACAGGAAGUGUGUCCGGCUGUGCAGCGUCCAGUAUCAGUCCCCAGCUGCUGGCCUCUCUGCAGGCCCUCGGAGACAACGCUGAUCUCACACUGCUGCCACACUCGCUGCACCAGAUUGCUGAAGCCUGUUCACUCCAAGAGGAUUACCAGUUGGCCCUCCAGCUCCUCCAGUUGGAGACGAUCUACCAUCAACGUGUGCUCCACAACCUCAGUGCCCUGGAGGACAAGUGGGAGAGCCAGUGGAAAGAAAAGAACCCCGACUACAGUCUGCCCACUGAAACAGACGACAGCCAGGAACACAUGACGACUCUGAGACACCUGUGCAGGACACACCUGGAACCAUCCCUCAGUGGGGCAAAGAAACCACUGAAUAUUACACUGACAGACCUGUGCAACAAGGCGUCCCAGCAGGGAGCAGGAGACGAGGAGGGAAGGAUGGAGUCCAAGUCUGCUGGUCCAAAGGGAGGAGACGUAAAGCAGGAAGACAAGGCCGAGGAGGAGGAGGAUGAAGAGGAGGAGGUGAAGGUGGAAUGGCCAACAGGAGUUCCUCAGGCGUCAGACAAGGACCUGGCCAAGCUCUGCAGUGGAGACACGAGUCUGUCCCCCGAUGGUCUGGUUUCUAUCCUGAAGAGGAGGAGAGCGUCCCUGGAUGGACUGCCCCCCCCUGGAGACAUGGACACCAACAUCAACCCCAAACGCAAAGUUCGCUUCUCCGAGCCUGAGGACGCAAGUGAACAAGACGAGAUGGGCGGAGACUCCUGCCUGACGCUGCUGCUGCUCUGUCUGGUUACCAUGGUGAUCUCCGUGGGCGGCACCGCCCUCUACUGCUCCCUGGUGGACGAGCACGCCAACAUCUGCUCGGACCUGGCGCUCAACGUGGACUUCCUGGUAGGCCAUGUACGCGUCUUCUUUGAACAACUGCCACACUGGCGGCCUCACGCCACAUAAAUCUUCUUCAAGUACUUCUUGGAGUACUUGGACAUCAUGGACUACUUUUAUUGGCCGUCACACUUUCAGACAUAAGUGGGAAACUUUUCCUUAUUUCUCGCAAGGUGCUUACUGCUUUCACUGAUUGUGUGAAUGUCCAAACAUUCACACAAUAUACGAUUCUACACUAAAAAAAUUAUCUAUUAUUAUUAUUAUUAUUAUCAGUGUGUGAAUGUGUGUGUGUGAAUGGGUGAAUGUGGAAAAUAGUGUCAAAGCGCUUUGAGUUCCUUAAAAAAAAGGUAGAAAAGCGCUAUACAAGUACGACCCAUUUACCAUUUACCAUUUCUUCUUCUUCUCCUUCUUCUUCUUCUUCUUCUUCUUCUUCUUCUUCUUAUUAUUAUUAUUGUUAUUAUUAUAUGUGUGAAUGUCCAAACAUUCACACAUAUAAGAUUUUACAGUAAAAAAACAAAAAAUAUUAUUAUUAUACCAAAACUCAUCUAUUUAUUAUUAUUAUUAUUAUUAUUAUUAUUAUUAUUAUUAUUAUUAUUAUCAUUAUUAUUGUUGUGUGAAUGUCCAAACAUUCACACAAUAUACGAUUCUACGCAAAAAAACAUCUUUAUUAUUAUUAUUAUUAUUAUUGUUUGAAUGUCCAAUUAUUCACACAUAUGAGAUUCUACACCAAAAAUCAUCUAUUUAUUAUUAUUAUUAUUAUUGUAUGAAUGUCCAAACAUUCACACAGUGUAUGAUUCUACACAAAAAAUAAUAUAUUCUUUUUAUUAUUAUUAUUAUUAUUUUAUGAAUGUCCAAACUGUCACACAUGUAAGAUUAUACACCAAAAAAAUCAUCUAUUUAAUAAUAUUAUUAUUAUUAUUGUGUGAAUGUCAAAACAUUCACACAAUGUAUAAUUCUACACUAAAAAAUUAUCUAUUAUAUUUAUUAUUAUUAUUAUUAUUAUUGUGUGAAUGUCCAAACAUUCACACAUACAAGAUUCUACACCAAAAAUAAUCUAUUUAUUGUUAUUAUUAUUAUUAUUAUUGUGUGAAUGUCCAAGCAUUCACACAUAAGAUUCUACACCAAAAAAAUAAUCUAUUUAUUAUUAUUAUUAUUAUUAUUGUGUGAAUGUCCAAGCAUUCACACAUAUAAGAUUCUACACCAAAAAAAUAAUCUAUUUAUUAUUAUUAUUAAUAUUACUAUUAUUAUUACUAUUGUGUGAAUGUCCAAGCAUUCACACAUAUAAGAUUCUAAACCAAAAAAAUAAUCUAUUUAUUAUUACUAUUAUUGUGUGGAUGUCCAAGCAUUCACGCAUAUAAGAUUCUACACCAAAAAAAUAAUCUAUUUAUUAUUACUAUUAUUGUGUGAAUGUCCAAGCAUACACACAUAUAAGAUUCUACACCAAAAAAAUAAUCUAUUUAUUAUUACUAUUAUUGUGUGAAUGUCCAAGCAUUCACACAUAUAAGAUUCUACACCAAAAAAAUCAUCUAUAUAUUAUUAUUAAUAUUAUUAUUAUUAUUGUGUGAAUGUUCAAGCAUUCACACAUAUACAGGUAAGCUUCUACACAAACAAAGAAUAAUCUAUUUAUUAUUAUUAUUGUGUGAAUGUCUACACCAAAAAAUCAUAUAUUCAUUAUUAUUAUUACGCCGCAAAGCUUUGGUGCGCGCCACAGUCCACAGUUUUCAUCUGAUCGGAACCGUUCGAGUAUCAAAACGUUCGGCUCGACCGGGAAUUGUGAGCUCCCCCCCAAAAAUGUUCAAAAAAAUAUCCCAGAUUACCCAUAAUUCCUGGAAUGAAUGGGCCAUUUUUCAAACAUGCACAAUUCCCACAUUUCUCACCCGAUUGCAACCGUUCCACCAUCCACACACACUCAUAUCACUUUGGACAUUCAAACUCCCAUUUUCCAAGUUAAAAAAUUCCAGGAAUUUCCAGAAUUCCCUGUUUUCCAAAGCCCUAUUUUCAACCUCUUCCUGGAAAGUUUUUACAGUCCACAUUUUCAACCGUUUUUGACCAUUCCAUCUUCAAAACAUUCCUCUUAGUUGGGACAGCAAAACUACUAUUUUUAUUUUUGUACAAAUUCCCUGUUUUCCCGAAAUUCCAGGACUUGCAAAAUAGCCAUUCUGAAUUCAAACUGUCACUCCAUCAACAUUUUUCAACCGAUUCCAAAAAUUCCAACACUAACCCAUUUAUAUCAUCUCGGACAAUUGUGCUAGUAGCAAUAUUUUCAAAAAUUCCUGAUUUUCCCCAAAUUCCCUAAUGUCCAGGGAACUCCCAGUCAAAUGAAUGGGAACAUUUCUCAAUUUUUAAAACCCUAAUCCGACCUUUCAACCAUCCACACACUGCUCUUCACAUAUAUCAAACGCAAAACAUGUUUUCCCUUUCCCAAAAUUCCCGGUUUUCCAGGAAUUUUCCGUAAAAUUCUCCCUAUUGACAAUAAAUGGGUAUCAUACAAACUAGAGAUGUCCGAUAAUAUCGGUCUGCCGAUAUUAUCGGCCGAUAAAUGCGUUAAAAUGUAAUAUCGGAAAUUAUUGGUAUCGGUUUUUUUAUUAUCAGUAUCAGUUUUUAUUUUUAUUUUUUAUUUUUAUUUUUUUUAAUUAAAUCCACAUAAAAACACAAGAUACACUUACAAUUAGUGCACCAACCCAAAAAACCUCCCUCCCCCAUUUACACUCAUUCACACUCAUUCACACAAAAAGGUUGUUUCUUUCUGUUAUUAAUAUUCUGGUUCCUACAUUAUAUAUCAAUAUGUAUCAAUACAGUCUGCAAGGGAUACAGUCCGUAAGCACACAUGAUUGUGCGUGCUGCUGGUCCACUAAUAAUACUAACCUUUAACAGUUAAUUUUACAAAUUUUCAUUAAUUACUAGUUUCUAUGUAACUGUUUUUAUAUUGUUUUACUUUCUUUUUUAUUCAAGAAAAUGUUUUUAAUUUAUUUAUCUUAUUUUAUUUGAUUCAUUUUUUUUUUAAAAGUACCUUAUCUUCACCAUAGCUGGUUGUCCAAAUUAGGCAUAAUAAUGUGUUAAUUGCACGACUGUAUAUAUCGGUUGAUAUCGGUAUCGGUUGAUAUCGGUAUCGGUAAUUAAAGAGUUGGACAAUAUCGGCAUAUCGGAUAUCGGCAAAAAGCCAUUAUCGGACAUCCCUAAUACAAACCUCUCCACAUCCCACAUUUCUCAUCCGAUUGGAAGCGUUCCAACAUCCACACACUCCACUCACCCUGGACAUUCAAACGUUCCACUUCCACUCAGCGUAGUUACAUUUCAAAAAGCACUUAUUUCAUGUCUUCUUAUUCAUGUGAACUGUCAUUAGUAUAUGUUGUUCUUGAAUAUCUGCUGCAGGCGUGAUUAUAGAAGUCAUUAAACACGACUGAGUUUGUUCUGUAAAAUGUUUUUUAUUGAUUCAUGCAGGUUUUACUUCACUACAACUUUUGAAACGACUUUUAUAACUCCGUAUCAUCUUUUAUCAGGCAAAUAUUGUACUCAUUGACCAAUAUUAUACUGUAUGUGUACCACUGCCACGUGUUAUUAUUCAUAGAACAUCAAUAAACAUGUUUAAAGGUCUACUGUGGGCAGAACAUAACUGCAAAUAUUACGCCAUAUUUACCAAGUAGCACCUCAGAAAACACCACCGUAAUCAGCAACAUUCAAAAUGUGUAGCGUAGUAGGUCCCAAGUGUUCAUUAAAAACAAGGCAAAGGUUUUAAUUGAACAAGUACAUUUCAUAUUUUUGGCCACUGUAACAUUACACGCAGUUUGAACAGUCACACUGUGUUUGAAUAUAAGAAAACAAAACACUGUACUAAAUAAUAAACCAAAUAAAAUGAACUGCACAUUACACGUACCACAGUUUGAGUAUCUGUUUUAGAGUAUUUUUUCUUAACACCUGAUUUAAUAGCACUGAAAUGAAAUUGUUUAUUAUAAAUGUGAUUUUUUUUUAAUGUUUGAUGUUGAGUGUUUUUUAUGUAGAGUGUUGCACCAUCAUUGUGUACAUUUCCACAAAGGAUUCAUUAAAGGAACAUUUUGCAAACAA
This is a messenger RNA of Entelurus aequoreus (snake pipefish), 5357 nucleotides long. Its product is annotated as consortin-like. Gene Ontology annotation, cellular component: plasma membrane; trans-Golgi network; transport vesicle. The transcript has 11 exons. Gene Ontology annotation, molecular function: connexin binding. The record is from RefSeq and is a predicted model, not a curated record. The coding region runs from base 315 to 1364 and encodes 349 amino acids. Gene Ontology annotation, biological process: positive regulation of Golgi to plasma membrane protein transport. NCBI's taxonomy places the organism in Eukaryota, Metazoa, Chordata, Actinopteri, Syngnathiformes, Syngnathidae.